CUCACAGAAGUAUUUCUCUCCAUGAUCAGAGAUGUAUAAAGGUCUGAUACACACUCCAUACCAGUUGGUGGCGGUAAUGCACCAAUUCGUUGUUAUACAACUGACAAUAAAAGCACAAAGAAGAAGAAGAAGAAGGAAGAAGAAGCUAAUGUUAGACAGAACCAGCACAUGUCAAUGCGAUCUAAAUGUAGAAGUCCAUUUACCGGAGAUAACUGUAAGAGAGAGAGGGAGAGGAAGAGGGCGGAGAGGCAGAGGUGUUGGAGGUGCAGUCAGGGCAAGGAGAGGCAGAGGACCUACCUAGAGUGAUGGCUCAAUAGAGGACGAAGAAAGAGUGGAAGCCCUCCAAAGGAACCCGAGGGCUGUUACCGAGACUUUUUCAAGAGAUGACCCUUGAAGAACACAGAGCUCUCCACCCUUCUGCUGGAGAGGCGGCCAGGCCUGGUCUUUGAUGCCUUAAUGAUGCAUCAACGCAGACAUGGUGCCCCACCGUCUGCCGGAGUGCCAGGAGUACCUUGGUGUACUUGUGGUAACUGUAGGGAAAUGCUGUGGCCAGGAGCAAGUGAACGUCUCGGGUUACGUAUGUAACCCUUGUUCCCCCGAGAAGGGGAACGAGACACUGCGUCGGUGAUGACACUAUGGGAACGCCUCUGGGCCGUAGAGCGACGGACUUAGCUCUCCGUGUGACCAAGGAAAUGGCUUGUUCCAUCGGCCGAUCCAUGGCGGCUUUGGUGGUUACGGAGCGCCAUCUGUGGCUCAACCUCUCAAGCAUCCAGGGGAAGGAGAGGGCUUUUCUCCUGGAUGCGCCCCUCUUGCCUACUGGCCUGUUUGGCGAAGCAGUGGAUGCUGUCGUCAACAGGUUCCGGCACGCCAAAACUCAGGGAGAGGCAUUUGAGCGAUAUCUCCCCUGCCGGUCAGGACCGCGACGGCUCAGGAAAGGCGGACGCAGCUUUCGUCCAGCACCUACCGCCCCAGCCAGAAGCAGAACGUCGCUUCACGGGAUCCCCCUCAACCAACCUGGGAUGCAAGAUGGCGCUCUCAGCGUCAUUCAGUCUCGGCGGGCCUGGGUGAAGAGGUCUUCGAGUAGGGGGACCCACCACCACGACUGGGCUCACAAACUGUGGUUCACCGGCGAGCUUUCCCUGGCCGUCCUCCACUUCAGGGCGCCACUGGGGAUUCCCGCGGGACACCGGCCACCAGCCCUGAGGGGCAGGUCCCCUUGGCGAAUUUCGCGGAAGCUUGGUGAAGCCUUGCAAACAUUUCCCCGUGGGUCCUGCGCACAGGUCAUUGACGUACACGUUUUAAUCAAUAAAUCAUUUUGAUAA
Molecule: messenger RNA, 1322 nt
Organism: Micropterus salmoides (largemouth bass)
Lineage: Eukaryota; Metazoa; Chordata; Actinopteri; Centrarchiformes; Centrarchidae
Exons: 2
Coding region: 636-1319 (227 amino acids)
Source: RefSeq, a predicted model, not a curated record